AUGUGGCAAAAAGGUAACGUCGUUCGCAGUGGAUUUGUCUCAUCGGACACACGUGUAGUGUUCCGGUCAAGUAGUAGCUCGGUGUUGAUAUACAUUCAAAUGAGCUCAGAAAUGUGGCAACUGGAUCCCCAGGGAGACCUUUACUUCGAGAAGUGUGUGAAAGGAUUCAUGGCAGAGCUGUUCUCGAAAUGGUAUCUGAACUCCAGCGCGCACUACGUUUCGAUCAUUCUUUGUUCUCGGUUUUAUCUACUGGGAGAACCUGACAAAGACGUUGAUGAGCUACUGGGCCCCACUGCCCGUGACCAUCGAGGACGUUAUUUUCAGGACUUCUAUCGACUUUUAGUCCAAAAUGAACACUACGAAGACUGGAGCCACGUUCUUUCAACGAUAAAGUUAUCGUUCAAUAAGUACCAGGAAACAAUACAGGAAGUACUAGCUGCGAACUUCCCCAGUCUGAAAGGACGAUGGGAAAUCUCAACGGCUGCUGAUGGUAAUUUUCUACAAGUGUUGAACAUGAGUAUGAACUCGUUUAAUGUCUAUCAUACUGAUAGGAGAUUCGAGACUACUGGCCAGCAGAUUAUAUUUGUGACCCCCGGUGGUGGUGUGUUGAAUGUGGAUCGUGAAAUGGUGAAUAUGACAAAGCAGCGAAUCAUCGAUAUGGGAAUUUCGCUCGAUAUGGUGUGCGCUUGGAGAGCAGCCUCUGCAUGCGCUGUGGCCGCUGGUUUGGUGUUUCACAACCGAUGGACUUCGUCACAACCAUUCGAAGACUAUUUUAUACCUCACUGGAUGAAUUACUCGUAUUAUCGGAUGAGCAAACGUAGUGCUAUAUCGAUCAACUUUCGCCCACGCAUUAACCUGCCGAAUGUAAUGUUGUCUGCACCACGAACUUUGGUAAUGAAUGGAGAGACCGGUACAACAUUGUGA
Cooperia oncophora is the source of this 924-nucleotide messenger RNA. NCBI's taxonomy places the organism in Eukaryota, Metazoa, Nematoda, Chromadorea, Rhabditida, Trichostrongylidae. The record is from the annotation of a GenBank genome assembly.